This is a messenger RNA of Spinacia oleracea (spinach), 874 nucleotides long. Its product is annotated as guanosine deaminase. The record is from RefSeq and is a predicted model, not a curated record. Gene Ontology annotation, molecular function: zinc ion binding; guanosine deaminase activity. Gene Ontology annotation, biological process: purine nucleoside catabolic process. The transcript is spliced from 5 exons. Bases 216 to 770 code for a protein of 184 amino acids. NCBI's taxonomy places the organism in Eukaryota, Viridiplantae, Streptophyta, Magnoliopsida, Caryophyllales, Amaranthaceae.
CUGGUAAAUUGCAAGCGAGUUGAUAUUUACAGUCAUUGGAGUUGUUCUUUGAUUGUAUCAACACAUGACACACUGUUUUUUAUUAUUUAAUCCAAGUGAUGGUCUAUUCGACACCGAUCUGGCAUAAAAGUUCCAUGAUGUGAGCCUUUCUGGAUCAUUAAAGUUAUUAAAUACAGAUCUGAGAAUUCUGGUGAUUGUUCAUCUGAAUUUAAAUCAUGGAGAAUACUAAUGUAGUUGAAGCCAAUGAUGGAACCAACUCUUUAGCUUCUGCAUCUGCAGGUCAACCACAAGAUUUACAGGAUAGGGAUGAGAUAUUGUUGAAAAAAGCAAUAGAAGAAGCAUACAAGGGUGUUGAAUGUGGACAUGGGGGUCCUUUUGGUGCUGUUGUUGUUUGUAACGACCAAGUAGUUGUAAGCUGUCACAAUCUGGUGCGGUUGAACAAAGACCCAACUGCACACGCAGAGGUCACUGCCAUAAGAGAGGCAAGUACUAACCUUGAUCGGAUUGAUCUGUCGGAUUGCGAAAUGUAUGCAUCUUGUGAACCAUGUGCAAUGUGCUUUGGCGCUAUACAGCUUUCUGGAAUUAAGAGGUUAAUGUAUGGAGCUAGAGCUGAAGCAGCCUUAGCAAUGGGUUAUAAUUCCAUCAUUUCUGAUGCAUUGAGGGGAACUGGAGCUUUUCAAACGACUGGUCUCGAGAUCAAACAAGCUCACGGCCAUCUUGCUAUCAUUGCCGAGCAAGUUUUUGAGAAGUUUCCUAAAUCAACUGCUUAAUAAAGUUUCAGUCAAUCUUUGGAUAAUUGUCCUAUGAAAAACAACUUCAUUUGUCUCGUAUUGGAGAAUGUGAGAAAUAUAGUUUGGCUAAAUUCAGGAACCAA